Messenger RNA from Plodia interpunctella (Indianmeal moth), 809 nucleotides. Its product is annotated as carboxypeptidase inhibitor SmCI-like. Lineage: Eukaryota; Metazoa; Arthropoda; Insecta; Lepidoptera; Pyralidae. The transcript is spliced from 4 exons. The record is from RefSeq and is a predicted model, not a curated record. Bases 66 to 767 code for a protein of 233 amino acids. Gene Ontology annotation, molecular function: serine-type endopeptidase inhibitor activity.
AAACACGAUUUUAUAUUUAGUCAAUUUUGUUUACGGCCGCGUCGCGGGUUUUAUUGUGAGAGGGAAUGUUUUGUUCACGAGAAAUGAAAUUGAUUUUUCUGAGAUUGUGUUUUGUUUUUGUUAUAGCACUAAAUGUGGGAUUGGCUAGAAUAUUCUCGAAUGUGGAUAGAUCUUUUACACAAGUAAUUCGAAGCACUAGGUUCCAACCGAAAGUUUCAAAGAAACUGUGCCUUCUGAAGCCACAGAAAGGGCCAUGUCGCGCCAACCUGAAUAUGUUCUACUUCGAUCCUUUAACUCUGAACUGUUCUAUAUUUACAUGGGGGGGUUGUCAGGGAAACGGCAACCGGUUCGACACGGAGGAAGACUGUCUGGACUACUGCAGAACUAAACGAGACUACAAAGUACCUAGGCCGAAUUGGUGUUCGUUGUCUUUCGACUAUGGCUAUUGUUUUGGUGAUGUCACGAGGUACUACUACGACCCCUUGUACCAAGUCUGCAAAGCGACCAUAUAUUCUGGCUGUGGUGGCAACAAGAAUAAUUUCUAUACCAAGAGUCAGUGUGAGUCGGUAUGUAUAUUCGGAUUAGGUUUUACAACCAAGUUGGGGGGCAACUUACAGCCAGAGUACAAGACAAUUGUCAUUAUCGAUCCGCCGAACACGACGCCCCCUCGCGGGAGAGACCAGGGCGGCAACAAUUAUACAAGAGGCACUUUUACACGGAGAAUUGUCAACGCAUCUGGUGUUUUUACGGUUGUUAUACAAGGUUAAUUCGUUCGCUAUGUUUUUAUAAUUACAUUUUAAAUUAACUCA